Rhinocladiella mackenziei CBS 650.93 is the source of this 390-nucleotide messenger RNA. RefSeq lists its product as uncharacterized. The coding region runs from base 1 to 390 and encodes 129 amino acids. The record is from RefSeq and is a predicted model, not a curated record. Lineage: Eukaryota; Fungi; Ascomycota; Eurotiomycetes; Chaetothyriales; Herpotrichiellaceae. The transcript has 2 exons.
AUGGAGCCCGGUGAUAAUUUGAAGACGAAGGCUACGAUACCUCGGCAUCAACUGCGAGCUCCGGAUGAGUAUAGCGACAGAGAUUCACGAGGCUAUCCGAUAGUGUGGCCGCCGGUAAGCUCUAUACGGAAAUCACUUCUAUUGGCUUCCGAUGAAGAACAGGAACGCAAUAAACUGCAGUAUUGCAAAUUCCUCCUGAUGUACGACGGUCGUCUCCAUUUGGCUCCUAUGAGUGAGAACCCACAAAAUAUUCUUGACCAGGGCACUGGAAAUGGUAUAUGGGCCAUCGACGUGGCCGACAGGUAUCCUUCGUCUCGGAUUAUUGUGGUCAACAUCGCUGCAGUGCAGCGCAACUGCCCGUUUGAAAUUGUAGACGUCGAGUCCGAUUGA